Striga asiatica is the source of this 948-nucleotide messenger RNA. The record is from the annotation of a GenBank genome assembly. Lineage: Eukaryota; Viridiplantae; Streptophyta; Magnoliopsida; Lamiales; Orobanchaceae.
AUGGCCCAAGAUAUGGUCACCGUGGCUCGACCACCAUGCACUUUUCUGACUGCCAAGGCUUCAUGGCUCGACAAUCGACCACACCUCCAUCCAGCGACCCUCCACCAGCCGUCGUCUCCUCCGACCAUCGUCCGGUCGAGUUGUGGCCAACACCGUCUCGCUCGCAACCGGCCCUCUCCCGCCACAGCUCUCGAACCACCGCUAGCAAGCAGAUGGCGAUUGGAGCGGAUUUCUGGCGAGAAGACGAACGGUGACCUGUCAACUCCGACCUCCGACCUCCAGCGACAGCGAGCCUCGAUUUCACCUCUGAGCUCUGGCCUCGGGCCAUCCGCCGGCAAGAGCACCAGGCCUCAACGACGGGAUUUCCGGGAGAGCAGCACCAGUCCGGCGGGUUCCAGGCGCCUGAGAUCGUGCAACCGAGAGCGGGAAAACGCCGGCGAAGAGCUUCAGUUCCUGACGGCUGAAGAGACCAAGCGCGGCUGUCGAAGGCUGACCCUUCGCGACGAGUCGAGCAGCCCUGCCAGCGGACGAGAGCAGACCAACAGCAGUCGGGAUGCAAGAGCUUACAGCAGCGGGUUUCGAGCACCGCCUGACGAACAGAGAGGUCAGCUGAGAGCAGACGGGGCAUGGUCGGGAGCAGCAGCAGGCCGGGCCAUUUCCGAGAGUGCCCGAGAGCAGCCAGGAGGGAAACGAGCCUCUUUUUCGGCUUUGUUUCGAGUCCCGAAAGAGCGUGUACGCCGGUGGAGACGACGACAGAGAGUCCGGUGUGUUCAAGAGUGUACGGAGUCGCCGGAAAACAACUCGUUGAAGCAGGUGGUCGGAGAUGGCGUGACUGGCGGCGGCUGUGGGCUAUGGCAGAUCUGGUCUGAAUGUUGGCAACGAAGGGACCUUCGGGACUGUUGCGGCGGUGGUUUGGUGGCGGAUGUCGGGGGUUGCCGACGGAAAUGA